This is a messenger RNA of Heteronotia binoei (common prickly gecko), 1257 nucleotides long. It is a transcript of the gene KLHDC8A, whose product is annotated as kelch domain containing 8A. NCBI's taxonomy places the organism in Eukaryota, Metazoa, Chordata, Lepidosauria, Squamata, Gekkonidae. Gene Ontology annotation, molecular function: protein binding. The coding region runs from base 38 to 1090 and encodes 350 amino acids. The record is from RefSeq and is a predicted model, not a curated record. The transcript is spliced from 5 exons.
AAGUGGACCCUCUGGCAGGUGAUAACUUGCCCCUGAGAUGGAAGUGCCAAGUGUCAAAGACUUCCAGUGGAAAACUCUGGCUCCUUUGCCCAGCCCAAGGGUUUAUUGCUCCCUUGUGGAGGCUGGUGGGCAAAUCUUCGCUAUUGGGGGUUGUGAUGACAAUGGAACUCCCAUGGACUGUUUUGAGGUCUACUCUCCUGAAGCUAACCAGUGGAAUUCUCUUCCCCCAAUGCCUACAGCCAGGGCUGGAGUUGCUGUAGCUACCCUAGGCAAGAGGAUAAUGGUGAUCGGAGGAGUUGGAGCUAACCAGAUGCCCUUGAAGAUUGUGGAAAUGUACAACAUAGAUGAGGGCAAGUGGAAGAAGAGGAACUCCUUGCGGGAAUCCUCUAUGGGGAUCUCUGUGUCUGUAAAAGACUACAGGAUCUAUGCAGCAGGUGGAAUGGGAGUUGAUCUGCACCCUCAUAAUUACAUGCAGCAUUAUGACAUGCUGAAGGACAUUUGGGUGUCACUGGCAAACAUGCCCACACCCAGGUAUGCUGCCACCUCCUUCUUGCGGGGCACAAAGAUCUAUGUGCUAGGUGGAAGGCAAUCCAAAUAUGCUGUGAAUGCCUUUGAAGUCUUUGACACUGAGACUAGAUCAUGGACCAAAUUUCCCAGCAUCCCUAGCAAAAGGGCUUUUUCAAGCUUUGUGUGCACAGAGGACAACAUCUUCAGCAUUGGGGGACUGCGACAGGGCCGGUUAUACCGUCAACCCAAAUUUAUGAAGAAUGUAGAUGUGUUUGACAUUGAGCAAGGGGGCUGGAUGAAGAUUGAACGGUCUUCCUUCCUGAAGAAGCGACGAGCAGAUUUCAUAGCUGGUUACUUGAAAGGAAGAAUCAUUGUAGCUGGAGGACUAGGAAAUCAGCCAAAUGUUCUGGAGUCAGCUGAGGCUUUUCACCCUGGCAAGAACAAGUGGGAGAGCCUGCCACCUAUGCCCACCCCACGGUGUGCCUGCUCUAACAUUGUGGUAAAAAACUGCCUUCUGGCUGUAGGUGGAGUGAAUCAGGGCCUGAGCGAUGCUGUGGAAGCACUCUAUGUGUCUGACUCCUAGCUGGUCCUUCUCCACCCCUUUCCCUGCAUUAAGCACCAGAGAAAGUGAUAGCUCGGCAGCUCGGUGUGUGGAGCCAACAGCCACCAGUCCACACAGGAGGACUUGGCACUGUUCCCUUAACCUGCCUCCCACUCAGCUGCUUUUCUGUAACCCUUUCACUGUGUAUG